UAAGGAUUUUUCUAGUUGUACAUCGGUUACCAAUCUCUUAACAAGAGGAGGGAAAUUGACACCCCAGUAUACCGAUCCCCUCACAAGAGAGGGGUUGCGGUGUCAAAUUCGGUGUACAUGUGGAAAAACCCAAGCACGGUCGCACCGGCCUGCCACCACGGCCUCACGGUCGAACGGUCGUGGGCUAUAAACGCCCAAACCGUUCGGUCUGGGGUUUCUUCAUUUCUUCUCCCAAUAACCACACGCCUCCAAUUCAUAAAUUUGGUACUUCAAACACACCAAAUCCGUCAAAAAGAUGAGAAAUUUGGCAGCAACAUCUCUGUUCCCUAUUCUCAAAUUUUGUGUUUUACAAUUUCAAUCACAUCGUUUCUGAUUUUUUCCAUUUUUAAUUAGAUUUGCUCUGGACUUCUUCGGUCCAAAGAAUUAAUAUAUACAAUACCUUAAUUUUUUUUGACACAAUAAUAGAACCCUCAAUUUACAAGUGUGAUCUAAAAGUAAAAUUGUAAUAGAGUUAGAAAAUAGAGUGUUUCUUUGGUGGGUUUGCUAUGGCUGAUGCGUUGUCUGUGAUUCCAAUGGCGGUUCUCCGUAACCUCUCCGAUAAGCUCUAUGAAAAGCGCAAAAAUGCGGCUCUUGAGGUGGAAGGGAUAGUGAAGCAAUUAGCGAUGGCAGGGGAUCAUGAUAAAAUUACCGCGGUGAUCAAUUUGUUGACCACCGAGUUUACCCACUCGGCUCAGGCUAAUCAUCGCAAAGGAGGGUUGAUAGGAUUGGCUGCCGCAACGGUAGGUUUGACUUCGGAAGCAGCACAGCAUCUUGAGCAAAUUGUACCAUCAGUCUUGUAUUCCUUUUCUGAUCAAGAUAGCAGAGUUCGUUAUUAUGCAUGUGAAGCUCUGUAUAACAUAGCAAAGGUUGUGAGAGGAGAUAUUAUUGUGUUCUUCAAUGAGAUUUUUGAAGUUCUAUGUAAGCUUUCCACUGAUUCAGAUCCCAAUGUACAAAGUGCUGCUCAUCUUUUAGAUAGACUUGUAAAGGAUAUUGUUACAGAAAGUGAUCAAUUCAGUAUUGAAGAAUUUAUACCACUGUUGAGAGAACGAAUGAAUGUCCUAAACCCUUAUGUGCGCCAAUUUCUGGUAGGAUGGAUUACUGUUCUAGACAGCGUUCCCGAUAUAGAUAUGCUUGGUUUUCUUCCUGAUUUUCUUGAUGGCUUAUUUAACAUGCUAAGUGAUUCCAGCCAUGAAAUAAGGCAACAAGCUGAUUCAGCACUUUCAGAAUUUCUUCAAGAAAUAAAGAAUUCUCCAUCUGUAGAUUAUGGUCGCAUGGCUGAAAUACUGGUACAGAGAGCAGCUUCGUUGGAUGAAUUUACUAGGUUGACUGCUAUUACUUGGAUCAACGAGUUUGUGAAACUUGGCGGGGAUCAACUUUUUCCUUAUUAUGCUGAUAUUCUUGGAGCCAUUCUGCCCUGCAUAUCUGAUAAGGAGGAGAAAAUAAGAGUUGUUGCUCGUGAAACAAAUGAAGAACUUCAUGGAAUCAAGGCUGAUCCGGCUGAAGGAUUUGAUGUAGGAGCAAUCCUCUCAGUAGCAAGGAGGCAUCUAUCUAGUGAAUGGGAGGCAACGCGUAUUGAAGCAUUGAACUGGAUAUCAACUCUCUUAAAUAGAUAUCGAUCGGAGGUUUUGUCUUUUCUGAAUGACGUUUUCGAUACUCUUCUGAAGGCGCUUUCAGAUCCUUCUGAUGAGGUAGUGCUUCUGGUAAUUGAGGUGCAUGCAUGCAUAGCCAAAGACGACAAGCACUUUGUCCAGCUCCUUGUAGAUUUAGUUCAAAAUUUUCGAGUAGACAAUACUCUUCUGGAGAAACGUGGUGCUCUGAUAAUUCGCCGACUUUGCGUACUAUUAGAUGCUGAAACAGUUUAUCGAAAGCUUUCUACAAUAUUUGAAAGUGAAUCUGAUUUGGAUUUUGCGUCUAUUAUGGUUCAGGCUUUGAACUUGAUUUUGCUCACUUCAUCUGAGUUGUCUGGCCUUCGAGACCUCCUCAAACAAUCCCUGUUUAAUGAUGCUGGGAAAAAUUUAUUUCUUGCUUUAUAUUCCUCGUGGUGCCAUUCAGCAAUGGCUAUAAUAAGCCUUUGCUUAUUAGCUCAGACUUACCGGCAUGCAAGUUCCGUCAUUCAAUCUCUGGUUGAGGAGGAUAUCAAUGUUAAGUUUUUAGUCCAGUUGGAUAAAUUGAUCCAUCUUCUAGAGACUCCUACAUUUGCUUACCUUAGGCUACAGCUCCUCGAACCUGGAAGAUAUAUAUGGUUGUUGAAAGCCUUGUAUGGUCUCUUGAUGCUCCUUCCCCAGCAAAGUGUAGCCUUCAAAAUUCUACGGACUCGAUUAAAAACUGUGCCUGCCUUCAGUGGCGAACAGUUCAAGCAAAUAUCAUCUGGAAAUUCAUUUUUGGAUGUUAAUCACAUUGGAGAUGGUGACCUAAAUGAAGGAACAAAGUGUGUUCACAAUGGAAUAAACUUCGCUUCUAGCCUGCAGCAGCUGGAGCGCAUUCAGCAGCAGCACCGCAGUCAUUCAAAGAUGCAAGCACAGUAUCGCAACAUUUCUUCAUCCACAAAGGUUUGUUUUCGUUGAAGUCUAGUUAUUAGAUUGUCAUU
Molecule: messenger RNA, 2626 nt
Organism: Olea europaea var. sylvestris
Lineage: Eukaryota; Viridiplantae; Streptophyta; Magnoliopsida; Lamiales; Oleaceae
Product: protein VAC14 homolog
Exons: 19
Coding region: 546-2603 (685 amino acids)
Biological process (GO): phosphatidylinositol biosynthetic process; positive regulation of kinase activity
Cellular component (GO): endosome membrane; PAS complex
Source: RefSeq, a predicted model, not a curated record